Molecule: messenger RNA, 2498 nt
Organism: Manis javanica (Malayan pangolin)
Lineage: Eukaryota; Metazoa; Chordata; Mammalia; Pholidota; Manidae
Gene: HJURP
Product: Holliday junction recognition protein
Biological process (GO): CENP-A containing chromatin assembly
Cellular component (GO): chromosome, centromeric region
Molecular function (GO): histone binding
Source: RefSeq, a predicted model, not a curated record
GCCAGCCAAGGGGAAACCCGAGGGGCGGGCAGGCGGGGCGGGAGCCGCCAUUUGAACGACGCGCCGGGAAGGGCGGUGCGGACCCCGGCCGGCGUCGCAGCGCGCGCCUCCGUGCGCCAUGGAGGGCGAGGGUCUCGGGGACGACGCGCUGCUGCGGAAGCUCAGGAACAGCCGCCGCAGCUUCCAGAGGCGCAUGCAGCAGCUGAUGGAGAAGUACAACCAGCCCUUCGAGGAUGCCCCGCUGGUGCACAUGUCCACGCUGACCUACGAGACGCCGCAGGGAUUGAGAAUUUGGGGUGGAGGACUAGUAAAGGAAAGAAACAAAAGACAAAUUCAGGACUUCCCUGUGAAGACGGUCAGCAGGAAGGACAGCCCCGAGCAAGCCCCCGCCAGAGGUCCCAAGCAACUCCGCACACGAGUCCUGGGAGUGGAUUCCAGCCACACUGAUGUUGAUGCAACUUUAUACCAGGAAGACCUGGUUGCUGGGGCCCUAAUGCCUGCAGUGCCUCGGAGCCCUUUGAAAAAUGAGUUAAGAAGGAAAUACUUGACCCAAGUGGAUAUACUGCUACAAGAUGACAGCUGUUUAGAGUGUACUGAUUUCAGAGACGGAAAGGAUACACCUGUCACCCUGCCCCCUGCAUUGGCCUCGCCUGCCCAUCCUGCCCAGGGACACUGUGCUGGUGUUUCUGGAAAGAGUCCUGGAAGCCCAGUGAAGCCGGCUUCAUCUGUGAGAGAGUUUAUUCCUUCACAUCCUUGCUCCACAGACCUGGCCGUUGUGCCUAGAAGUGAUAGUCUCUCCUUACAAGGGGCCAGUGGUGACAGCUUCUCAAGCAGCCAGUCCUUUGAGGCCGACAUCUGCAACGUGACGAUCAGCGACCUUUAUGCAGGCAUGCUACACUCGAUGAGCCGGCUCCUGAGUGUGAAGCCGUCGUGCAUCAUCUCCACCAAAACAUUCAUCGUUCAAAACUGGCACUCGAGGAGGAGGCACCGGUGCAAGAGCAGAAUGAACAAAACGUACUGCAGAGGCGGCAGGCAGCCCCGCAGGAGUUCCCAGGACGGCCUUUCCCUCUGUUCUGAGCCAGUGAAAGAGGUGGAAGCACUAAGAGACUGCAAGAACUUGCCGGAUGCUUUUGGCCAUAACACAGGUUUAAAAUUGAGAAAAGCUUUUCCUGAAGCAGACAAACCCCAAAUCCAUAAAUUAGAUACAAGUUGGAAGGAGCUUAAGGAAGCUCCCCAGACACUGACUUAUGUAGACUCCAGGGCUGUGCAUCAUCCUGAUCAGGAAAAUAGAUAUCUGACAUUAAAAUGGUUGAUUUCUCCUGUGAAAAUAGUUUCCAGACCGAGAAUACUGUCAGACAGGGGAGGGACUCAUUAUAGGGAGAUCGAACUCAGAUUUGAUAAGCUUCAUCAGGAAUAUUGCCUGAGUCCCCGGAAGCAGCCUGCCCUGGCUUACCGGCCCUACUCCUUGGCUAUGGAUGUGUACAGAGGAGGUCCUGCAAGCCCUGGGGUCCCCCGGGGGUUCGAAACCUACAGGCCAAGUAGACCUUCCAUCAGAGCAAAAGCUAAGAGGUUAAAUGAAGCUUUGGAAAACCUGGACCCAAGAGCCCCCGAAGUGGGCGGUCACCUGCCAAAGAGAGGUUCCUCUCCCUUGUCAUCAGAGACCGGCCCUGCGCAGGGCCUAGGCCGCUCUGAGCGGAUAGCUGACCUCUUCCAAGGGAACAGUCUCGGAAUAUUUAGAAAGUCACUAUCACCCAGAAAAGCUAUUUCAGUACCCAGGGCACAGUCUCCGGGCAUCAGAAGAGAUCGUUACGGUGAAAUCAAAGAAAAAUUUGACAAGCUUCAUCAAAAGUAUUGUCAAAAAUCCCCUGUGCAGAUGAAGGUGCCUUUAGGUACUGGAGCGUCUCUAGACAAAGCAAGUGUAGUUCAGUAUCAGAAAGAAGACUUUUUAGGAAAAUUUCAUCUGCACUCUGGCAUCCGUAAGUUGUCAUCAUCCCCCCAGCAGAGCACAAAAAGUCCCCUGGGUCUGACCCCAGUUGAGGUUCAUCCAUCUCCAUGCUUUGCGCUCACCGUCAGUCAGGGCCAUCAGUCCCCCGCCAAGAGAUGCCGAUUGUCAGACCCUCCGAUGUACGGGCAGCGGGCCAAUUCCCCGGAUUCUUCGUGUGUGCCGGGCAGAGCCCUCUCAAGGCCCGGGGAGGAGCCUGGCUUACAGCACAACUGGGAAGAGAAGAGAGAAGAGCAACCCAUCUUUCAGAAUGGAAGAGAAAAGUGAUUUUGUGUCAGAAAAAUUCAAAGGUGGAAGUCUACAGCCAAGUUAUUUUGGAGUGUGGCGCCUCUUCUUUCUUACUCUGUCGUGUGUGUUUUAAUUCUUCAAACCAUAUGAGAACAGAGCUUGUUUCACCUGUCUGCCCUUCAAAGCAAAUGUCAGUGCAAUGCAUUCCACUGAGAUGACACUGAGUUCUUGGUGUAGAAAUUAUUUGAAUAAAGUUGCUCAACUAAAA